AUGAUGAAAUGGGGAAGAAAGAAACAUGUUCCUUCUUCUUCUUCUUCUUUUUCUCGUGCUCAUCUUUUUUCCUGGUUUUCAAUGUUAAGUGUUUCUUCUUACUUGAAACAUGCAAAGGAGAAGAAGCAAGAUGAUGAAGCUAGCCAGAAGAUGUCUGCAAAAUCUUCCUUGGGUUGUACUGAACGUCGAAACGAUGUUCAUGAGAGCAGCAAAAGGUUACAGAAAGCAUCAGUGGAAAAGGAGAACGAUGCAAUAAGAUCAGCAGAUAUGGAGUCAAAUGAGAAGUUUAAAGCAAGAGAGACGCGUGGCUUCCUAGAAGUAGAGGCAAUGGAAAGAGACAAAGGAACUGUGAUCAUGACGCCAAGGAUUCAAGUGAAGAGAGAUAAGAAGAGAUUCGAGAGACGUGACCAAAAGCUUCUCAAGGAGUCAGGGGUCAUCAAGGUGCAAAAAUCAGCCACUAGAAGCUACAGUAGUAGAGAAGAUAUUGUGAAGCUGAAGGAAAUAAAACUAAGGCAAGUGAAGCUGAAGGCUGACCAACAGAGGAAAUCUAUGUACCUAAGAAGGGAGCUAGGAGCAAAAGGAAACAGCAAGGUUAGAGUCUUUUCACCAAGAUCAUGCAGAGUUAAAGCAAUUGAAGACUUGAAGAAGGCUAAACUGAGAGCUCGAGAGCAUGAUGGAGGAGGAAUAAGCUAUGCAGUGGUGAAAUGCUCGAGCGAUCCUCAGAAGGAUUUUAGAGAUUCAAUGGUGGAGAUGAUCAAGGAGAAUGGUAUAAUCAACCAACCUGAAGAACUCAAAGAGCUUCUUGUUUGUUAUCUUACACUUAACACCGAUGAAUAUCAUGACAUGAUCAUCAAUGUGUUUAAGCAGGUUCAAAUUGGUUUAAGUUUAAUGUUGGGGGUGGAUUUACAUCCUCUCUCAAGGCCCAUUAGACAAUAAGCUAGGCCCAUUUGACUAGAAAGCCCUAGGCUUCACCCUUGUAUAAAUAAGGAGACACUUCUCUUUAGCAAGGGGAUCUCUCUCUCAUUCUUAUAUUUUGAACACUUCUUGUAGAGAUUCAUAGAUUCACUUUACAUUUCAUAUCAUUUUGUAAUGAAUCUAUGAUCAAUAAAAUCUAUUUGAUGUUCUAUUUCUAUUUGAUUUCUUUGUUGAUUUCUCCUAAACCUCGAGGAUUUAAGAAUUCAAUUCUUAAAUCUUUUAUUGUUAUGAUUCUACAAAUACACCAUUUUUGGAUCAAACAGUUGGCGCUAGAAGGAGGGGGCCAAAGAGAACUAUCAUCAAAGCUUAUCAAACUUGGGAAAUCUUAGAUCCAAGAUGAACACAAAAAAAAGAGAAAAAAAAAAAUCGACUCUUACCUCUCUUUCCUCUUCGAUUCUGAAAACACUCAGGAGCCUGCAGAGCUUUCUCAUCCUCGGUGAACCUGCAAUCUAGCUUCACUUCAAGCUAUGUUCCUCUUCCUCGCCUUCAGCUCGGUUCCAAGCUCUACGGUUCCAGGCUCGUGGCUGCUGCAAUCACUUCGACAAGAUUUUAAUCUUGGAAAAGCUCGUGACUUUAUCUUGGUGAGAGCUUGUUACUGUGAUUCCAUCUCGGCAUCUCAUCUUCAUGGGUGGGUGACUAAGUCGUCAAUACGUUCCUCCACCACGACGUCGAAUUCAACCAUAUCCACAAUGAAACUCGCAAACAAGACCGACUUUGCCGACCAGAAGACCUCGACAUCCUCAUUUAGGACCCUGUUCCGUUCCUUCCUCUGGCUCAGUAGCCUGCAGAGCUCUCUCAUCUUCGGUGAACCUGCAACCAGAAGAUCUCGCCACAGUGGUGGUCCCUGGAUAAAGGAUGAAGCUUUCUCAUGAAAGCUUUGCUUGGGACUUUGAUCGAACACUUGGUGAGCUCUUGAGAGAAGCUAGCCGGGAUCAAGUCUUUAUCCCGACGACAAAGCCACACACGAACAGAUCCAAGAUCUUGCUUUGCCUCAAGCAUCUUUCCCGACAAGUGAUACUGACCAUAACAGGUCAAAGUUCGAGACUUUCUUCAACCUACAUGGAAGCUUUGCUUUUGAUUCUCGAUGCUGGAGAAGCUUCCGGAAUCCGCCGGUGAAGUUGGCCGCAUCUCGCCCGCUUCUGCGCAAAGGUGCCGAUCAAGAGCUCCUCACCUCCAGACCAGAGAACUUCAAAGCUUCUUGGACCUCGGUUCCUGUCUCUCUCUGUGCUCCAGGCUCGUGGCUACUGCAAUCACUUCGACAAGAUUUUGAUUUUGGAAAGCUCGACACUUUAUCUCAGUAUCCGUCAACAGCAUCAAAGCUCGAGGCUUUAUCUUGGCAAAGCUCGAGUCUUUAUCUCAGCAUCUCGUUCAAAAGAUGACGAACUGUUUAAACAAUAUGUGCUUCUCCAACAACCGGUGAGGUGACAUCUCAGCAUUACGAUUCUUCAAGCUGUUCAAUCUCAGAAAGGAGUAGAAGAAAACAGAGAACAUGACCAGUGCGGUGUCUCUUCACGGUCAGCUCAUGGUCAUCUACUUCAAAGAACAAAUGUCAUCUCCAACAACUAGUAACAACACGUACUCAAAGAUAAGUGUUUUAUAACUUCUAUGAGAUGGCCAUAUCAUUAUUUUAUUGCUCGUAACGAGCUCCACCGCUUGCUUAAAUAAUUAAACAACUCUAAGUUGUCCAUUGGCUCACGUUAUUGCUUUGCUGUUGGUAGCCAUAUGAUAUUAAUAAGUUGACAAUGAUUGUAUCAUCAUGUGCAACUCACAAGCACAAGUAAUAACGAGUUCCACGGCUUGUUUAUUAAUUAUGCAAAGUUGGUUAUCUCUUUUGGUUUAUACUGGCCUAAUCAUGAUAAUUCUUUUGGUUAUAUCCAGAAUCAAUUACAGUCGUGGAGUGCAGCAAAGCCCUCAAGCCACGCUUUCGAACUCAAGCCAUGCUUGCUCAAGCUCAAGUUCAUCGCAACUCAGGCGCUUACAGUUCAUUUUCGUCGGUCAUGUCAUGUUACCAUGACGUGUUCCCAAACACAGCGAUUACACCAUUAUCACCAAAUCGUCCUCAGCAGAUGUGUGACAAGCAGCACAAGCCGGCGCUUCUCAACGUCAUCAUAGCCUGACGAACACACAAGCCAACAAUUUGCUCGGUAUACACGAUCUCAACACGAGACUUCGGGUCGACAAUAGUUCGGUAAACGUGUAUUCUAGGCACAAGUUUAAAUUGAACUUGCUUUUUAUUAGGCACGAGUUUACGGUCGACUCGCUUAUUGUUAGACACGAGUUUACAAAAACUCGCCUUUGGCUAGGCAUGAAUUUACAGAAACUCUCCUUCUACUAGGCACGAGUUCUCAGUAAAUUCGCCUCUGUCUCAGCGUGAGUCCAGUAAACUCGUCUUUCAUUAAGCACGAGUUUAAAGUAAACUCGCCUUCUACUAAGCACAAGUUCAAACUAAACUUGCCUAAGUCGUCACAGGCAUGAAUGUGUCUAGUUAAUUGUCUAAUAAACCCUAUUCGUGAAAUUCACAGAGAUCGACUUCAUCUCUCUCUACGAACUUGGGGGGACUUACUGUUGGGGGUGGAUUUACAUCCUCUCUCAAGGCCCAUUAGACAAUAAGCUAGGCCCAUUUGACUAGAAAGCCCUAGGCUUCACCCUUGUAUAAAUAAGGAGACACUUCUCUUUAGCAAGGGGAUCUCUCUCUCAUUCUUAUAUUUUGAACACUUCUUGUAGAGAUUCAUAGAUUCACUUUACAUUUCAUAUCAUUUUGUAAUGAAUCUAUGAUCAAUAAAAUCUAUUUGAUGUUCUAUUUCUA
Messenger RNA from Raphanus sativus (radish), 3781 nucleotides. RefSeq names its product transcription repressor OFP5-like. Gene Ontology annotation, biological process: negative regulation of DNA-templated transcription. Bases 1 to 936 code for a protein of 311 amino acids. The transcript has a single exon. NCBI's taxonomy places the organism in Eukaryota, Viridiplantae, Streptophyta, Magnoliopsida, Brassicales, Brassicaceae. The record is from RefSeq and is a predicted model, not a curated record.